AUGGAAGAAUUGAGAGAAACUACCAAUUCUUUGAGUUCUAAUCCUCCGAUCAAUCCUUCCGAUGACUCUUCGAGUCCUUACUAUUUACACCCUAGCGAUAAUCCUGGUCAAGAACAAGAAAUCCUUCUUCAUAUCUACAACAAUUCUAUUGUGAUAAAGCCACUUGGAACUGCGGGUCCCAUCGCUUUAGCCCGGGAUAAAGUGAUAGACGGUUCUGGUAAACUAUUUUUUGUUGUCAACAGUGAUGUUAUCAGUGAGUACCGAUUCAAAGAGAUUAUUGAGUUCCACAAAACCCAUGGUGGUGAGGCAUCUAUAAUGGUGACCAAUGUAACAUCAUGGUAA
Messenger RNA from Fraxinus pennsylvanica, 342 nucleotides. NCBI's taxonomy places the organism in Eukaryota, Viridiplantae, Streptophyta, Magnoliopsida, Lamiales, Oleaceae. The record is from the annotation of a GenBank genome assembly.